CUCGUCAUUCAGCCCUUUCUGUAUCGGCGCCUCACGGAGGAAGCAUCGCGCGCGCAGCGGUCUGAGACAGAGGCCUACACCCCCCCCCACCCGCCGCCAUGUCCAAGUCCGAGUCCCCUAAGGAACCUGAGCAGCUGCGCAAGCUCUUCAUCGGUGGCCUGAGCUUCGAGACAACAGAUGAGAGCCUUCGUGGCCACUUCGAGCAAUGGGGCACACUCACCGAUUGCGUGGUAAUGAGAGAUCCAAAUACCAAGCGCUCCAGGGGCUUUGGGUUUGUUACAUACUCUACAGUAGAAGAGGUUGAUGCUGCCAUGAAUGCUAGACCGCACAAAGUUGAUGGCAGAGUUGUUGAACCAAAGAGGGCCGUAUCCAGAGAGGACUCUCAGAGGCCUGGAGCUCACCUGACAGUGAAGAAAAUCUUUGUUGGUGGGAUUAAGGAAGACACAGAGGAGCACCACCUGAGAGACUACUUUGAACAGUAUGGCAAAAUUGAAGUGAUUGAGAUCAUGACAGACCGUGGCAGUGGCAAGAAGAGAGGCUUUGCAUUCGUCACCUUUGAUGACCACGACUCCGUGGACAAGAUUGUUAUUCAGAAAUAUCACACUGUGAAUGGCCACAACUGCGAAGUGAGGAAAGCACUGUCAAAGCAAGAAAUGGCCAGCGCUUCAUCCAGCCAAAGAGGUCGCAGUGGCUCUGGGAACUUCAGUGGUGGCGGCGGCCGUGGAGGUGGAUUUGGUGGAAAUGACAACUUUAACCGUGGCAGCAACUUCAGUGGUCGUGGUGGGUUUGGUGGCAGCCGCGGUGGUGGCUAUGGAGGCAGUGGAGACGGCUAUAAUGGAUUUAGCAAUGAGGGUUAUGGUGGUGGCGGCGGCGGUGGCCCUAGCUACUCUGGAGGAAGCAGAGGCUACGGUGGCAGUGGCAACUAUGACGGCUAUAACAACGGAGGUGGUGGCGGCUUUGGCAGUGGCAGUGGAGGAAGCAGCUUUGGAGGUGGCGGAAACUACAAUGACUUUGGCAGUUACAACAACCAAUCUUCAAACUUUGGCCCUAUGAAAGGAGGGAACUUCGGAGGCAGGAGCUCUGGUCCAUACAGCAGUGGUGGGGGGGUCGCACUCGGAGGCUUGCUAUCUGAAAGGGGUCACCCGAACAAAAGUUUGAGAACCACUGCUAUAACGCCAUCUCCAAUUGCUCUCUCAGGUGGCUACGGUGGCUCCAGUAGUGGCGGUAGUUAUGGAGGUGGGAGAAGGUUUUAACUACCAGGAAACAAAGCUUAGCAGGAGAGGAGAGCCAGAGAAGGGACAGGGAAGCGACAGGUUACAACAGUUGUGAACUCAGCCAAACACAGUUGUGGCAGGGUGUAGCUGCUACAUGAAGACAUGUGUUAGACAAACUCUCCUUUGCAAACAUAAGGACUGUAUUUGUGACUAAUUGUAUAACAGGUUAUUUUAGUUUCUGUUCUGUGGAAAGUGCAAAGCAUUCCAAUAAGGGUUUUUAUGUAGAAUUUAUUUUAUUUUUUUCCGCACCCAUGCUGUUGAUUGCUAAUUGUAAUAGACUGAUCAUGACGCUGAAUAAAUGUGUCUUUUUUUUAAAUGUGCUGUGUAAGUUAGUCUGAUAUAAGUCAAUUGAAUGCUAUCCUAGCUAUAUGAAUGCUGCAGUACCUGCAUGUAACUAGACCAGGUAUACCUCAGCAAUAGUCCACUGCAGUGUCACUGGGCAGGAACAGUCGUUUGUGGGCCAUGUCAGGACUCCUGAGCUGGGUCCUGAAGAUUAAUGCCAGGGGCUGUGUGUAUUAGCAGCUUCACAGCUGUAACCACCAAUGGAAUCUGUAGAUUUAGUUGUGCUGCCUCCGUGUAACCCUUGUAGACAGGACUUGGGUAUCCUGUACUCCAGCUGCCACCGAUGCAGCUGUUGGUGAAUUACAGCUGCAAAGUCUGCUAGUGUAGAUGGGUCCAGAGACUGUCUUACAGCAAACAAAAGGGGCUAAUUCCUCGCAUGGUGCAUAUACCCAUGUAAAUCCUUUCUCAUCAAACAAGAUUAACUUGCCUGGACAAAGUAUAUCAGGAUUCUGCUCUAUACAAGAGCAAAAGUCAGUUGAUGUUGAGUAGCUAGGGCUGUAAACUGAAGUGUAAUGGACCAGUCCCUGCCAGCCAAAACUUCCCAUAAAAACUGUCCCUGGGCUAUCUCACAAAGUUAGGGGGAUUAACUCAUUGGCAUGGAUCUUCUGUCCAGUUAACCAAAUCCUACUGGCUGGCAGAGUUUGGAA
This is a messenger RNA of Emys orbicularis (European pond turtle), 2263 nucleotides long. It is a transcript of the gene HNRNPA1, whose product is annotated as heterogeneous nuclear ribonucleoprotein A1. Gene Ontology annotation, cellular component: catalytic step 2 spliceosome. Bases 99 to 1253 code for a protein of 384 amino acids. The record is from RefSeq and is a predicted model, not a curated record. Gene Ontology annotation, biological process: mRNA splicing, via spliceosome. The transcript is spliced from 11 exons. NCBI's taxonomy places the organism in Eukaryota, Metazoa, Chordata, Testudines, Emydidae. Gene Ontology annotation, molecular function: mRNA 3'-UTR binding.